Copidosoma floridanum is the source of this 2536-nucleotide messenger RNA. RefSeq lists its product as uncharacterized. Gene Ontology annotation, biological process: regulation of gene expression. NCBI's taxonomy places the organism in Eukaryota, Metazoa, Arthropoda, Insecta, Hymenoptera, Encyrtidae. Gene Ontology annotation, cellular component: nucleus. The record is from RefSeq and is a predicted model, not a curated record.
CGAUCUGUAAUAAAAUAUACAAUAUAUCUAUAUACAAUUUGUACCUAAACCUUCAUCACGUACGCGUGUACAGUGGUGUGUAGGUAUUACGCAUUUCAUUUCGUAUACGGAUGCAUGAGAGUUUUGUCGUUGCGUCGUCGUUCAUCGGAAAGCUAUACGAGAGCUAAGUAUUCCUUACUGCAGAAGCACGAGGAAAAAAGUGGAAUAAAGAAUCAUCGCUUGGGUGGCGUUGAUGAUUACUCCUGGGUACUGGAUCCGAGACUGGAUCUCGACUUAUUGUUACUUUCCGUCCGCGUGAGAAACUACUGCUCCCGUACAGGUUCGUCGUAGUGCACAGUGUGUGUCCAUCAAACUACACAAAAGAUCUAGUUCUUUUGUUUUCUAUGAAAACACUAUUUUUACAAGAGACAGUCAUACACGAGCGUAUAUGUACUUACGUAUUUAACGCACGUGCAGUUUUUACCAGUUUUGUUAAGAGAUUGUGGAUGUACCCAACCUGCAUCAACUCUUAUAGUACUUGCUGGUCUCGUUUUUCACUUGUUUACUUGAGACUUUCGUGAAUUCUUAUCAACUAUAAUUUGAUGAUUGGAUCAGCUGCUCAGUUAAUAGUUGGUAGAAUCUGAUAUGUUCAAAUCACAAUCAUAUAUGGAAAUAUAUAAUUGUAGCAAACUGUAUGGAGAAGGCUGGUCAAGUUCUUUUAAUACAGAGUAAUUGUUGCUACUGUUGUAACAAGAAUAAUUUUACAAACAUUUUCUCUUAUUGCUGUGUGGUAUGUCCAUACGUGUGCAUGCAGAUAAUUAUAGUGAUGUGAUAUGCUAAAGUGACUGAACUUUAUUAACAAAAGCAGGUGUAUGCUUUGAGUGUUGAUUACAAGUGUAAAAUAAAUAACGAUUUUAAGGAUACACGAAAAAAAGUGCUUACAGUAGAAUAUAAUGUAACAACAUACAUUCAACUGACGGUUCUUCAUUAAAUAUAUUGAGCAGUGGCAAAUUAUGUCAAUAACCAAGUACCUUGAAAAUAACAACGUAACAAUUUUUGUAGCAGCAGCUGUAGGAGAUACUUAUCUGCAUACAAAAUCAAAGUGAGAGAGAGCCCAGACAGAUCCAAUUGUUUCGGGAUUGUUGGAAUUGGAGGAGUGCGUUUUUUGAGACUACAAUUUUUUUUUAAUUGUCUGCUGGUAGACUGUCGUCGUAGUUCUGGCUUCAACAAUGAAGGAGGAAAAAGUUGAAUACGAUAUUAUAAGUACAGAUCAAGCUGGUACUAUGACUUUGGCUGAUUCACAAACUAUACACUUAGGGCCUAUAUUAGCUCCAGGAAGUACUGACACGAUAUCUAUCGUAAUUCCUCUCUCAGCUCAGUUGGCUCUUUCAAGGAAUAUUCAACAGCAAGUAAUUUGCAAACCAGAGCCCAUUGAGAACACAGAGAAAAAGGUAAUAACUAUUUCUAAGCCCAAGACCAAUCCACCUAGGAUAAAAGAGGACAAGACAAAAGGUUGUCCUUAUCCAAACUGUAGUAGAUAUGGCAAAGCAUUUUCGCGAGCGCAUGACCUUAAGCGACACAUAGCGCGGCACGAAACAAGGGAAAACAAGGAGACUGAGAUGCAAGAUCAGCAAGUUUACCCGUGUCUUGUAUGUGGAGCUCAAUUUUACAAUGAAACGAUUUUACAAAGACACAAACAAAUUCACGAAAACGGGACUAAUUCCAUUAUUACUUCGACAAGCGGACCACCAUACACAUGUAAUUUUUGCAAAAAGACGUUUGAAGACGAAAGCCUACUUCAUGCUCACUUGCCAACUCAUAUAAAGAGUGAGCCUAUUAUAACGUUUGAAAACACAACGACACCAACGGCUACUGCGGAAAUACAUUAUCAAACAUUAAACAGUCCCACGGAACUCCUGACAACAACGACUGUGCCAGUAUUAGCAACCACAUCGGCUUCGUCCAUAGCUUCUGACGAUGACUACCGGCUCGAGGACAUGUUGCUUCUCCGCAAGUCUAGCCAUCAGAAACCCCUAAACAGUGCAUCUACGUCGUCCACGUCGCCGUCCGCGGCAUCGAAAAUUAGAUGCGAGUAUUGUAGUAAAACUUUUAAAACCAAGUGGACGUUAAGCUCUCACGUGGCGGCUCACGAAGGUCGCUUCCAAUAUCAGUGUUGUAUUUGUAACAAACGAUUCGUACGAAAAAGCCACUACGAAAGCCAUGUAAGGUCGCAUGAUGCUGCCAGGCCUUUCGUUUGCGAGCAUUGCGGUAAAACUUUCAAAGAGAGCAAACACCGAAGGGAACACUUAAAAAGAAAGCAUCCAACCAACAGAAAUGCCAUACAAUCGCUCCUCGACAGUAUAAGCGCUUGUGUAAAUGAAGAAACUGCGGUUGCUGCUACAGAGCAAACUAAACAACAAUUUACCAUUCUUAUGCCGAUGAACUUUAGCACUUAAAAUAAAUGAUUCUGUAACUGAUGGAUUUUCGUACAAUAAAGUAAAGGCGCUACUGCAUCCAAAAGCCAAAGAUCUUGAAGGAAAUCUAAGAAAAAAUAUAU